UAUAAACUGAGGGAAUGGAGCCCAGUGCACCUCACAUCCAACCAGAAAACUGCAAGGAAGGGGAAGCAUUGCCUAGAGCUAGGAGAGAAGAAGAAGAGGAGGAGGAAGAAGAAGAAAAAGAAGCAGCAUCACUCCUCAUUCCCUCAUCAGCCUCUUUAUCUGUCUGGGUUUGACCCUUAACCUUAUGGACUAGAUUCUUCCUCAGGUGAAUUCUUCAGUGUGGGAUCCUUUUGUUGUUUUUGUUUGUACUCUCAUCAAGAUGCAGGCACAGUUAGCGUGUAUGCUUCUCCUCUGUUUCACAUAUGGUGGACUUUGUACAGAUGUCGACCAGGAGCAGCGAGCACUAGAAGAGGAGCUGCUCAGCAGUCUCUUCACUUCUAAGAUGAAACAGAAUAAGCAGGGUGCCCCCUACUGGCGCGUGUCUCUCGCCAACCUGUGCAGGAUGGUGAGCGGCCUGCGGCAGGAGUCGUGGAGCGGUGAGGAGCAGGAGGAUGGCGAGAUGAGGGAGGGGAGCCUCCAGCUGCUGGAGGAGCUGUACAGCCUGCAACACAUCUGCAGAGCGCUGCAGAGCCGGGAGGAGAGGCUACUCCACGACUCUCUAGAAUAUUUAGAGGAGAACAAUGACACUCCGCUGAAGCGAAAAUCACCCUACAUCCUGAAGAGGCAAGCAGCGCACACCACCAAGUCCCGGAGGCCUUACAUCUUAAAACGAAGUACAAUUUACUGACAACCAUCUCCCAGAGGCCGAGAUGCUGUUUAAGGGACAAGACCAUAUACUUUCUGUGAAGAUGUGAUUGUGUUUCUUUUCUCUCUCUUCCUGUAGCUGCAAUGUUUUUUCUUUCCCCAUUGUUGUUUUUAUCCAGUCAGACCCUUGGAUCGUACGUUCAGCACUGAGGCCUGUCUGUGUUCUGCUCCUUUCAAAUAUAGGUCCUGAAAAUAAAAUCCUGAGCAUCAAACAAAAUGUGUAUCUCUGAGAAACUAUAUUUAUUUACUCUAUUUCUUCUCUGCACACUAAGUCUAUUUUGUUUCAGGAUAUGAUUAAAGGAUUCAUGAUACAAAACCAG
Messenger RNA from Lates calcarifer (barramundi perch), 1064 nucleotides. It is a transcript of the gene nts, whose product is annotated as neurotensin. NCBI's taxonomy places the organism in Eukaryota, Metazoa, Chordata, Actinopteri, Centropomidae. The record is from RefSeq and is a predicted model, not a curated record. Gene Ontology annotation, molecular function: neuropeptide hormone activity. The transcript has 4 exons. Gene Ontology annotation, cellular component: extracellular region. Bases 260 to 727 code for a protein of 155 amino acids.